CAUUACUUCUUUACAGGUAUCACUGCCCAGUGCCUAAAAUUUUCUAUGUCCAGUUAACUGUUGGCAACAGUGAGUUUUUUGGUGAAGGAAAGACUCGCCAAGCUGCUAGACAUAAUGCUGCAAUGAAGGCCCUCCAAGCUCUCCAGAAUGAGCCUAUUCCGGAAAAAUUACCUCAGAAUGGAGAAACGGGAAAAGAAACAGAAGAAGAUAAAGAUGCAAACAAGUCUGAGAUCAGUGUUGUGUUUGAAAUUGCUUUGAAGCGCAAUAUACCUGUCAGUUUUGAGGUGAUAAAAGAAAGUGGACCUCCUCACAUGAAGAGCUUCGUCACACGCGUUACAGUAGGAGAAUUCACUGCAGAAGGAGAAGGGAACAGUAAGAAGCUCUCAAAGAAACGUGCUGCAAUGUCUGUCCUUCAGGAGCUGAAGAAGCUUCCUCCUCUUCCUGUGAUUGAAAAGCCAAAACUGUACUUCAAAAAACGUCCAAAAACAAUAUUGAAGACUGGACCUGAAUAUGGUCAAGGAAUGAAUCCUAUCAGUCGUCUGGCUCAGAUCCAACAGGCCAAGAAGGAGAAGGAGCCAGAGUAUGUUCUUCUUUCUGAGAGAGGGAUGCCUCGCCGUCGAGAGUUUGUUAUGCAGGUACCAUCUGCUGUUGUGUCUGAGAUAGUGCCCUUGCUCUGUCGUGUUCCAACAUGAGAAAAAUGGUGGCAU
Molecule: messenger RNA, 707 nt
Organism: Meleagris gallopavo (turkey)
Lineage: Eukaryota; Metazoa; Chordata; Aves; Galliformes; Phasianidae
Source: RefSeq, a predicted model, not a curated record